Molecule: messenger RNA, 1305 nt
Organism: Punica granatum (pomegranate)
Lineage: Eukaryota; Viridiplantae; Streptophyta; Magnoliopsida; Myrtales; Lythraceae
Source: RefSeq, a predicted model, not a curated record
CCGCGCGAGAGCCGUAUCCUGAGCCUAAUCUUGAGAAAUCUGGAGAAGGUGACCCCCUUUCCGGCGGUUUCAUCAACAUCAUGGCAAUCGAGAGCUCUGCGAUAAAAGAAAACUUGGGUCAUCAGAGCAUGGAUUUAGACAUGGAAGAUGUGGGCGGCCAGGGCGAGGGGAAGGAACAGUCACAGACGAGUGAAGGUAAGGAUUACUCUGAGCUUCAGGGCGCCGAAUCCGAUGCUGUGGUUGUCGAAUUCGAUGUAUGUAACUGUAGCCACUCUGUGCCUUGCUUCCUUAGGAGAGUUUUGAGAGAAGAACUAGGUGAAUAUGGGAGUGGACAUAGACUUUUAGUCCUUGCAAUUCACGCGGUUAUGUUAGGAUCUGGGUUUGUCAGGUUCAACUCGGCUACCCGAACCCGGGCCGAUCGUCUCCGCCUUCCUGAUCAGUUGCUCUCUGCAUCGUCCAACUUCCAGUUAUCCUACUAUACUCUGCCCGACCUCAUUGCGGACGAAUCGAAUGAGGUCGAGAGCGUAAUUCUAAAGUUUCGCCCUAUAGGCCACUUACUGCUUGUUAGUGGGCAUCUGGCCAAGGGAAAGUCGGAUCUGCGUAGCACCUGUCUGGAUGUGUUCAGAUGUGAAGUUCUUGAAUUCUGGAAGGUUGUGAAGGAUCAGUUGGCAUUGCCUCUUUUAAUAGAUCUCAGCGAGAGGGCUCAUUUGCCACUCCCAUCUUGUCUCAUGCGCCUCCCGACGGAGUUGAAGCUUCAGAUUCUGAAGCUUCUUGACAUAUACGACCUCCUACAAAUGGCUCUUGUGAGCUCUGAGUUUCGGGGCUUGUCCUCGCAUGGCGAUGUGUGGAAGCAGAAGUUCCUCGCCGAGUUUGGCGAUGUGAAUGAAAUGCAAGGUGUGUCGAAUUGGUAACUCUUGUAUGUGACGGAUGUAUAGGAUGAGGAAGAGGGUAGGGAGGGACCGAGACCCCCUAUGUGUAAUCCGAGGAGAUCCCCGUUGGCCGCCGGGACUAAGGUCCGCAAUUUUCAGUCAGUUCCCUUGAUUUACCCGUCACAAUGUUGGGCGCAACUGCCACUCCAAUGCUGGAGGAUUGAAUCGUUAGUUCUCGAUCCAGGAUCACUUGCUGACUUACCUUCUUCACAAUAAGGUAUUUGAGGACGGCAUGUAGCUUACGUUUUUGCAUAUUAUCUUUUGAGUUUUUCGGGCUUCUGGUUUACGUUUUUGCCAUAGUUGAUAGGUAUAAUUAAUUUUACUUUCUUAGGAAACAAGGAAGGGGUUGUCGGUACAGUCAAGUUCUACCAGCAGU